Messenger RNA from Lynx canadensis (Canada lynx), 855 nucleotides. Its product is annotated as olfactory receptor 10C1. Gene Ontology annotation, cellular component: membrane. The record is from RefSeq and is a predicted model, not a curated record. Gene Ontology annotation, molecular function: G protein-coupled receptor activity. Gene Ontology annotation, biological process: G protein-coupled receptor signaling pathway. Lineage: Eukaryota; Metazoa; Chordata; Mammalia; Carnivora; Felidae.
AUGUUGGCUAACGGCUAUGAAGUUCUAGUUUACGCAAGGUUGGGCACGAACGCCUCCCUGGUGGCCAAGUUCAUCCCCGUGGGCUUCUCCCACCUGGCCCACCUGCAGGGCUGGCUCUUCUUCCUCUUCCUGGGCAUCUACCUGCUGACCGUGGCCAACGACCUAUUCAUAGUAGUCGUGGUGUCGGCCGACGACCUGCAGUCCCCCAGGUACUGCUUCCUGCGCGUGCUGUCAGCCCUGGAGAUUAGCACCACAUCGGUCACCCUGCCCCUGCUGCCCCACCGCCUCCUCACAGGCCAGUGCCACGUGCCCCACAUGGGCUACAGUCUCCACAUGUUCUUCUUCCUCUUCCUCAGGGCCACGGAGUGCUGUCUCCUGGUGGCCGCAGCCUAUGACUGCUACACAGCCAUCUGCAAACCCCUUGGCUACCCACUCCUGCUGAGCCACAGGGUGUGCCUCCAGCUGACAGGGGCCGCGUGGGCCUGUGGAGUGAUGCUGGGCCUGAGCCACACCUUCAUCUUCUCCCUGCCCUUCUGCAGCCCCGACUCCAGCCUACACUUCCGGGUUCUUCUUGCCCUGUUUGCCAGCAAGAGGGCAGACAAGCCUGGUUCACCAGAAGAAAGGGAACAAGAGGAUGAAGGGACCUUUAGUGACCCACAUCUACCUUCCUCCAAUGCCUCGGCGCUAAGAGAGCAAAUGAUCGCGGCUCCCAGGAUGCAGUGUGCUCUACACCUGGCCUGUCUGGUCCACGCUCAUCAUGUGCUCCAGCUGUGUGGAGGCAGCCAGCACGGGACCCAGAAAGCCUCGGCCAAGGCAUCUUGUCUCACCCAGGACCGUCAGCUCCUUGUCUGCUAG